Molecule: messenger RNA, 1395 nt
Organism: Calypte anna (Anna's hummingbird)
Lineage: Eukaryota; Metazoa; Chordata; Aves; Apodiformes; Trochilidae
Gene: GABRG1
Product: gamma-aminobutyric acid type A receptor gamma1 subunit
Exons: 9
Coding region: 1-1395 (464 amino acids)
Biological process (GO): monoatomic ion transmembrane transport; synaptic transmission, GABAergic; chloride transport
Cellular component (GO): GABA-A receptor complex; neuron projection; dendrite membrane
Molecular function (GO): transmitter-gated monoatomic ion channel activity involved in regulation of postsynaptic membrane potential; inhibitory extracellular ligand-gated monoatomic ion channel activity; benzodiazepine receptor activity
Source: RefSeq, a predicted model, not a curated record
AUGGAUGCGUGGGGGGCCCCCGCGCCCCGCUGGAGCCGCCGUCGCGGGGCUCGGCUGCUGCUGCUGCUGCUCACCGUGCGACUGGGGAGCGGAGCUGAUAAAGCAGAUGAUGAGGAUGAUGAAGAUCUGACAGUGAAUAAAACAUGGGUCCUUGCACCAAAGAUUCACGGUGGGGAUGUAACUCACAUUCUGGACUCCUUACUUCAAGGAUAUGACAAUAAGCUACGGCCAGAUAUUGGGGUGAGAACUACGAUAAUAGAAACAGACGUCUAUGUUAACAGCAUUGGCCCAGUUGACCCAAUCAACAUGGAAUACACUAUAGAUAUUAUUUUUGCCCAGACUUGGUAUGACAGUCGUCUAAAAUUUAACAGCUCAAUGAAGGUGCUUAUGCUUAAUAGCAAUAUGGUUGGAAAAAUUUGGAUUCCAGACACUUUCUUCCGGAACUCGAGAAAAUCUGAUGCUCACUGGAUUACAACUCCAAACCGUUUGCUUCGAAUCUGGAGUGAUGGAAGAGUGUUAUACACUUUAAGGCUGACAAUUAAUGCUGAAUGUUAUCUUCAACUUCAUAACUUUCCUAUGGAUGAACACUCAUGUCCACUGGAGUUUUCAAGCUAUGGAUAUCCCAGAAAUGAAAUUGAAUACAAAUGGAAGAAAACCUCUGUGGAAGUAGCAGAUCCAAAAUACUGGAGAUUGUAUCAGUUUGCGUUUGUAGGGUUACGAAACACAACUGAAAUUUCUCAUACAUUGUCUGGUGAUUAUAUUAUUAUGACAAUCUUCUUUGAUCUCAGCAGACGUAUGGGGUAUUUUACUAUUCAGACGUACAUUCCUUGCAUACUCACUGUUGUUCUUUCAUGGGUGUCAUUUUGGAUCAAUAAGGAUGCAGUUCCUGCAAGGACUUCUCUGGGCAUUACAACAGUCCUGACCAUGACAACUCUGAGCACAAUUGCUAGGAAGUCACUCCCAAAGGUUUCCUACGUGACAGCAAUGGACCUUUUUGUUUCAGUUUGCUUCAUCUUUGUCUUUGCUGCCUUGAUGGAAUAUGGUGCCCUGCAUUACUUUACCAGUAACAGAAAAGGGGACAAAGGAAAAGAAAAGAAGGCCAAGUCUAAGUCAUCAAAACCACCUGCAAUUGCUGUUCGACCCGGAUCAACACUAAUUCCAAUUAAUAACAUUCAUCAUCUCCCUGAACGUGAUGAUGAUUAUGGAUAUGAGUGCUUAGAAGGGAAAGACUGUGCUAGCUUCUUCUGUUGUUUUGAAGACUGUCGCACAGGAUCUUGGAGAGAAGGAAGAAUACACAUCCGUAUUGCAAAAAUUGACUCCUAUUCUCGAAUCUUCUUUCCAACUGCCUUUGCAUUGUUCAAUCUUGUUUACUGGAUUGGCUAUCUUUACCUUUGA